Hirsutella rhossiliensis is the source of this 3129-nucleotide messenger RNA. RefSeq names its product vps54-like protein. NCBI's taxonomy places the organism in Eukaryota, Fungi, Ascomycota, Sordariomycetes, Hypocreales, Ophiocordycipitaceae. Gene Ontology annotation, molecular function: syntaxin binding. Gene Ontology annotation, cellular component: GARP complex. The transcript is spliced from 7 exons. Gene Ontology annotation, biological process: Golgi to vacuole transport; retrograde transport, endosome to Golgi. Bases 1 to 3129 code for a protein of 1042 amino acids. The record is from RefSeq and is a predicted model, not a curated record.
AUGUUCCCGUCAUCCGAUGCCGGGAAAUCCGUCGAUAGCCUCUCUGCUCUAUCCCCCAGUGGUCGACAUGAGAUUCCAAUGCACAGUAGCCGACCUGGCCAUGGCCAUGUACGGCCGGCGUCGAGACGAAACUCCACGGCGAGCUCGAUCCACUCCGUAGGGGGUGCCCUGGAUAUAUCCUCCAGUGGCUGGACAGUUUCGGCGCAUGAAUCCGGACAGAAUGCCAUUUCCACCUUGCUCCAACCUCCAAUAGUCCGAACGGGCUAUCAGCCGCAUACGACUGCCCCAGCGUCCAGCGCCCAUAAACCACCAACGGCUAGAGAUAUCCCGCCCGUCACCCUGACCAACAUACCCCAUGUCGACAACGAAGAAUUCACCCCGUAUCUCAGUCAAGUCGGUCUUUUGUACGAGCAGCUGAGACGCGUCAGGGAGAACGACGACGAGGCUUCACACUCCCGCCGGGGAGCUAGGCACGACGAACAGCCUGACGGAGGCGUCUCCAGCCCCGCACGGCGAUCCAACUCUGGCCUCGCCAAAAGGGCAUCUCGAGGCCCGCCGCCGCUGUCGACGAUCCCGAACGUGUAUUUCGACGAGGACUUUCACCUCGAGAACCCGCGAACAUUCGAUGUCGUAAGCGAAGGCAAUGGAACGGUCACGGCACCAAGAAAGGCUCUUGCCACCAACGCCAUUCUUCAAGAAAAGCUUUCUUGGUACAUGGAUACCAUUGAGGUUCACCUCAUCAACUCAAUAUCAACUGCAUCUACGACCUUCUUCUCGGCUCUCGGAUCUUUGAAGGAAUUGCACCUUGAGGCUGCCGAUUCGGUCCAAAGAAUAAGCACUCUUCGGAAAGAGCUCGAAGCUCUAGAUGAGGAGGUUGCGACCAAUGGCUUGCAAGUUGUUCAGAAGCGUGGGCGACAAGAAAACCUGAGGAAACUCCACGACGCUGUGUUGCAACUGCAGCAGAUCGUCGAUGGCGUGGCCGGUUGCGAGUCGCUCGUGGAGGCGGGAGAGGUGGACAAGGCGCUGGCGAGUAUAGAUUCGCUGGAAAGGCUGAUUGCCGGCGAGCGCGAGCAGCCAGAUGACGGUGAAGGCGGUGUGCCAGUGCAGCUGUGCGACCUCAGGUCUGCAUCGGCCCUCCAAGGAGUGAACGAUGACCUCUCCACGCUACGGUUUCGUGCCGGCAAGGCGUACGAAUCACGGUUUUCGGCUAUUCUCAUUGCUGACUUGAGAAGUCACGUCGAAUCAAGAGGCGGCCACUUUCGGGCUCAGUCGGUAUUUCCGACCUAUCUGAGCGCAACCGAGGAACUGAAGGCGAAGCUGUUCCCGAACAUGGCAGGCUUACACCGCGCGAAGCACGUUGCAACAGCUGCAAUGGCCUAUCGAGAGGCCGUCUUGCGGGAGAUCAGAAAUUUGAUUCGGCGGCCGCUUCCAAGCUCCAACGAUGAUGACAACGAAUCCAUGGUGUCUGUCUCGACAGCGGGUGGGGGCAAACAGAGGUCAACCCAAGAGAAAUCUGCGAGCCUUGCGAGGAACUUACGAGCUCUGGGUCCAGAAGACGCCGAGGAACUACUCGUAGCGAUCUAUAUUGGCGUGACGGAGACAUUGAGGCGGUUGACGACACAGGUCAAAGUGUUACUGGACAUAGCCAGCUCGCUCACGCAGUCGGAGGCGGGCGAUGGGCUGAAGUCGCCUCUCACCAUGUCACCGGUAACAAGUCCCCGACCCGACCGCGGAGGCAAGCAGGUAGGCAGCGGAUUCGCGCUGCAAGAAGAGCUGCACAAAACGCUCGACGAAGCAACGUUGCUUACCCAGGCUGUGGAUGUUGCCAACGACAAGAUCGUCAAAGUCCUCAAGGUCCGAUCCGAACAGUCCACUCACCUCCCGCUGGCCCUCUUCUUACGCUACUUCACCCUCAAUCUAUACUUCGCCAACGAAUGCGAGGCCAUAUCGGGCCGGAGCGGAACCUCGCUCAAGACCGUGGUCAAUGGCCAAAUCAAAGAAUUUGUGCAGCGCAAUCGGGACACGGAGAUGCAGAAGCUCGCUCAGGGCAUGGAGUCUGAUCAGUGGAACGCAAGGGACUUUACGGAAAGCAGCUCGAAGCUGCUGGUGCUGAUACUGGAAUCCAGCACUCACGACGAUGCAGCUUGGACUGACAGCAACGAGAUAUGGGUUCCGUACCAAGCCAAGGAGGGAUAUACGCCGUCGGAAGCGAACGGCGCAGGAAAGGACAAGACCCGACCUGCCGUUGUCGAAUCGGAGAAAUUUGUUCUCCCCAACUCGGCCAUUCUGUGCCUCGAAGGCGUGGGGAACUUUCUGCAUCUCGUUGCCGGCAUCCCAUCGAUGACGACGGAUGUGGCAUCUUCGCUGGUCGCCUAUCUCCAGCUCUUCAAUUCGCGCUGCACGCAGCUCAUCCUCGGAGCCGGCGCCACCCGGUCUGCUGGCCUCAGGAACAUCACGACAAAGCACCUGGCACUUGCCUCGCAGGCGCUUUCUUUCAUUGCGACCAUUGUGCCCCACAUCCGAGAAUUUGUGCGCCGACACGCAGGUUCCGGCGCCGGCGCGUCCAGCCUCAUGGGCGAAUUCGACAGGGUGCGGCGACUGCUGCAAGAGCACCAGGAGAGCAUCCACCAGAAACUGGUCGACAUCAUGAGUGGGCGAGCCGCAGUCCACGCGAAGAGCAUGAAGGCCAUUGACUGGAGUUCGACGGCAGCUGACGGCCCACACACCUACAUGGAGACGCUCACCAAGGAGACGACGACUCUGCACAGGGUCCUGACCAAGCAUCUGCCAGAAACAUCCAUACAUCUCAUCAUGCAGCCCGUGUUUGCCGGCUACAAAGACCAGCUCGGGGCCGCUCUCAAAGAGGCGGACCCCAAAACGAAGUCUGGUCAGCAAAGCAUGCUCCGCGAUGUAGACUUGUUGUCUGCCAAGCUUGGCAGGGUGGACGGCUUUGGGGACACGGGCGACUUUCUCGCCGACCUUGUCAAGGCCAAGCAAGUGAAAGACGAGACGCUGGUCGAGGCAGACGAGGAGAUGGCCAACGACAACGCCGCCAAGGUAAAAGUGAAGGGUAACGAGACUCGCACGACAGAAGAGCAGCCGGUGAAGGAAGAGGCCGAGGGCUCGUGA